GUGAGUGUGUUUUCUGACUAGCCGAAAUGGCGGCCUGGAGCGUCGAGUAACUUUAUCGCACAAUAAUAAACAGAACAAUAUAUGGAGGGUUAAACAACAUAACAUGGGAACGAACUUCACGGUUAUGUUUCCAAGGCUCUAGUCGGGACACAUUGUUUUAGCCACUACGUUUGAAAAGAGUUAAAAGACUGAUUAUGGAGGAUCAUCAUACACGGUACAGCAAACGUUUGCGCACAGGCACGCGUCGCCGCUAUCAGGAUGAUGGGAUCUCAGAUGAUGAAAUUGAAGGCAAACGGAUGUUUGACCUGGAUGAGAAGCUGCAGUGUGAGAGGUUUGGCUCUGAGCUGGUCAAACUUAUGGAGGGUAAAGAUUUCACGUAUGAAUACAUACAGAGGGACGGGCUCCGGGAACCCAUCAUAUUUAGGAAGGCUGAUGGUCUUGGUCUACAGAUGCCUGAUUCUGACUUCAGCGUGAGUGAUGUGAAGUUGUUUGUUGGAAGUCGACGAAUCGUAGACGUGAUGGAUGUAAACACCCAGAAGGGAAUUGAGAUGUCAAUGGCUCAGUGGGGACGCUACUAUGAGACACCACCGUCUGAGCGAGAGAAACUCUACAACGUCAUCAGCCUGGAGUUCAGCCACACGAAACUAGAGAAUCUGGUCAAGCGACCGGCAUCGGUGGACCUUGUAGAUUGGGUGGACAACAUGUGGCCUCGCCAUCUCAAGGAGCGACAGAGAGACUCCACCAAUGCCAUCAUAGACAUGCAUUAUCCCAAAGUCCAGAAGUACUGUCUCAUGAGUGUGCAGGGAUGCUUUACGGACUUUCACAUUGACUUUGGUGGAACUUCAGUCUGGUACCACAUCCUGCGAGGGGCAAAGGUGUUCUGGCUGAUUCCACCCACACCUCAGAAUCUGGACAUGUAUGAAAACUGGGUUUUAUCAGGAAAGCAAGGAGACAUCUUCCUGGGGGACAAGUGUCACGACUGUCAGAGGAUAGAGCUCAAACAGGGCAACACCUUCAUCAUCCCAUCAGGUUGGAUUCAUGCAGUCUACACCCCACAGGACACUCUGGUGUUUGGAGGAAAUUUCCUUCACAGCUUUAACAUCCCCAUGCAGCUCUGCAUCUACAACAUAGAAGACCGUACUCGGGUGCCAGCAAAGUUUCGCUACCCAUUCUACUAUGAGAUGUGCUGGUAUGUCCUGGAGAGGUACCUCUACUGUCUGACCAACAUCUCUCACCUCACGCCUGAGUUCCAAAAAUACUCUCUUGGUAUCGGACUGACCCCCUCUGACUUGGAGAUUAAUGAUGUCUCCAUGGACGAAACUUCAAAUGGGAUCAACAGUGACUCUGAAAAUGAAGUUAAUGUCACCGAAUUGGAAAUAAAGAAAGAAGAAAUCGAAAAACAAAAGCCUCAAGUUAACACACCUCGGCAUUUCCUGACCCCUUUUGAGUUGGAGGGCCUUUGGAACCUUCUAGGGAAGCUGGAGGAGCUUCCUGCCAACAAAAAGUGUGUUCCUGCUGGGAUUCAAAAUGCAGCAGCCCUGCUGGAGGACAUGAAGGAUGUCCUGAGGAAAUGUGCAUCUGACCAAGUUAAGCUAGUCUACACUGGGGAGCCUAUUGUCAAAUGGCCUAAAAGGCCAUCAUGGUACCAGCCUCCUGCUCCCACUCCACCUGCACCUGUUCUUUAUCGUCCUAUGGGCCCGUCCCUCCACAAGUCCCAGAGACCCACCAAAGGAACUUCACUCUCAGCUCUGAGGCGCAGACGAGUCAGGUGCAAACGUUGUGCUGGCUGUCGCAGGAAAGAGUGUGGUGCCUGCCAGUACUGCCAUGACAUGAGGAAGUUUGGUGGGCCUGGGCGCAUGAAGAAGGGCUGCAUGAUGCGGCAGUGUUUAACACCUGCCUUGCCGAACACAGCCCGGUGUGCCGUGUGUGGAGAGGGGGAGUUUGAUGAAUCAAAUCCGAGCACUCACUCUCUCAUGGAGUGCACAGUCUGUUCACAGAUUGUGCAUCGACAGUGUGUGAAGGAACCUGGUGAUGGGAAGAUCAAUGAGGACUUACCCAGCUGCUGGGAGUGUCCUAAAUGUUACCAGGGCAAAGACUCUGCAUCAGAGUCUUCUAGUGAUGAGGACAGUGGAGAUUCAGAUGGAUCAACGUUUUCGCCACAGUCCAAGCUCGCUUACCAGGAAGGUAACUGUGCAGGUGACGGGGUGAAACGAGGGAAACGUAGUCGGCCUCAAGGCCGACAGACAGCACCACCACCUUCACAGAAACUGCUGCUGCAGCAUCAACAGAAUCGCAAAAGAGAGAACGCACUGGAGUACCGGCUAAAGAAGAGGAUAAAACUGGAGAGAAGUAAACUUUUGAGGAAGCAGGCGUCUCUAGAUCGCUCUCCUAGGAUGCUCAGCUCCAGGCUGCUGUCUCGUCUGCACUCCCCAAGCAGCAGAUUGUCUCAGAGCAGAGGCCGGGGCUUCACCUGGGCUAGUAGGUCAUCUUACAGCAGCAUUUCUGGACCGACCGGGUCCGUCCAGAAGCAUCUGGUGCUCGAGCCCAGAGGAGAACCCCGCAGAGGGAGGGGAAGAGGUGUGAGGCUCCGGGGAGGGGGAGCAGGGCGAGGCUUCAGAGACGGAGCAAGCCGUGCAGAGCUGGAUGAAGACAGUGAGGACAGCAGCAGCAGCAGCACCAACAAUAGCAGCAGCAGCAGUGAUGAGGAGGAUCAGAGUGGGGUGACCAAUGGGAGAGGAGGAGAUAAAGAGAAUCGGCCCCAGUCGAGGCGAAAAGAACAAUCGGCUAAAGAACGAGAUGAUGAUGGGAGUGAGAUGGGUAACCAAAGUGGUGCAGAGGAGGAGGAGGAGGAAGAGAUGGAGCGGGAUGUUCCAAAAGUGGAAAAGGAUGGCUCGUUUCUUAAAGUGACUCUUCAGAGACCACCCAGAGCCAAACAGGACUGUUCAGCCAUUGUCCCCAAAUUAGAGGCCGUUGCUCCUCAGAAUGCCCCAUCUACAGUCCACAGCCAGAGCAGACCCCUCAUCAGACCCCCUAUUAGGAAUUCUGGUCCUUGUCCAGAUCAGCACUCAAACAGACACACGCCUCCACACACACGGAGCAGACACACAGACUCUCGUACUUCCCACCCAGAGAGACUUGAGUCAUCAAAAAUAGCUUUCUUUAAUAGACCGGCUAAACUGAGCAACGGAGCGUCAUCUUCAGGAUCUGAGCUUCAUCACCUCCGCGUCCCUCUGUCUGCCCUGCAGGAAGGAGGCACCGAGGCAGACAGGGAGAGCGCAGGGGGCGGCCCGACUUGUGAGAGGGAGGUCUGGGUGUCUGUCUUCCGCUACUUGAGUCGAGCAGAUCUGUGCAUCUGUAUGGCUGUCUGCAAGAACUGGUACAAAUGGUGUUUAGACAAGAGGCUUUGGUCACGAAUUGACCUGAGCAUCAAGCACACCGUUACUCCUCAGGCCCUCACCGGUAUCAUUAAGAGACAGCCGGUCACACUCAACCUCUCCUGGACAAACAUCUCCAAAAAACAGCUCAGCUGGCUUGUUGGCCGCCUCCCAGGGCUGAAGGAUCUGAUGCUGGCAGGUUGUUCCUGGUCAUCGAUUUCAGCUCUCUGCUCCACUGGCUGCCCUCUCCUCCGAUCUCUGGACUUGCGUUAUGCAGAUGGGGUCAGAGACUCACAAGUCAGAGACUUAGUCACUCCUCUGGGUGAGUACAGAGCAGCUUCACCAGGUGUUCUUUACACCAUCCUAAAAUGGAACUGUUCUGCUCCAGGUUGUGACAAUCGCAGUCCGCUGAGGAACAUGCAGUGUUUGCGACUAGCAGGAUUGGACAUCAGUGACUCCACUCUGCGCCUGGUGAUCCGCCACAUGCCCCAUUUAACCAAACUAGAUCUCUCCCACUGCAACACCCUCACCGACCACUCAGUCAACCUGCUGACUGCAGUCGGCUCGUCCACCCGAAACACACUGGCGGAACUCAAGCUUGGAGGCAGCAGUAAACUGACAGACGCAUGUCUGAAAUAUCUUCGCCGCCUCUCGUGCAUCUCACUGCUGGACCUGCGAGGCUGCAAAGGCAUUUCUAGAAAGGCCUGUGAGGCCUUGAUCUCUGAGCUGUCAGUAAACACACUCUAUUGCCUGUCGGACGAAAAACUGAUCCAGCGGAUAUCCUAGUCGCCUAGUGGGGACGCUGCAGGAGGGGUGAGGACUGAUCUGAGGGGAUUGCUCACUUGACUGUUGUUGAGAAAAGAUGUUACGCCCAGAACGAUGCAUCUUAUUUUUUGUGUAUCUACAGAGACUCAGGAGCCUUUUUUAUUUUUGCUAUCAUCAAUAACUUUGUGUGGGAAAAGCAAAUCAUUUUUUUUUUUAUUUGAUCAAGAGAACAAUAACUAGCCAGAUUAGACUUGUGUUCUGUGAAUGACCACCUCCUAUGUUUUGGACAGUCCUUCUUUCCAGCUCAAGCUUUUGCAUCCUUGGGAUCUAAUUGUGUUCUAGAAUGAUCUUUCCAUUUGGCUGAUCCGUCAUUUAUGUUCUGCCUUGCUACACUUUUGAACUUACUUCAGCUACAUGUGGGUGCUUCGAGUAGAUAACUUAUCUAUUUUUAGUCGGGGAGAAAGUUUUAAGUGAAAUACCACACACACACACACACACACACACACACACACAGCAGUUUUGCUUUGAGAUUUUUGAAAGGCGGCUAAAAGUGGGGAGAUUUAUGCAGCUCUGUUGGAAUGACCAGAUGUAGAUUUGGCUUUGGAAGUCUUCUGUUGCUCCAGUACUUCAUUGGGUUUAUAUGAUAAUAUACAUUGUUGAUGCAUAAAAGUGUACAAAGUUUAUGUGAGUAGGCAAUCAUCGAAGCAGCAAGACCUCACUGUCCCCAGAGAAGAUGCAGGUUGUGACAGGAAAAGGUGUGGGAUAAAUGGUGCAUUUCCAAACAGUUUAACUUCAGGUGCUAUUAUUAUUAUUUCUUUGUUGUUUUUUGUACAGGCACUUAAAAGUAAAACAUACUCUAGAUUAAACUCCUCUCUGUCCCUCUUUGAUACAUUUUUUAAUUCAUAAAAAUGUGAUACUCUACUUUGACCUGUCCAGUUCAGUGUGAAAGAUGUAAACUUUUAUUUUUGGGGGGUUUGCUCAUUUCUUUAGUUUCCGUCAAGUGUUCCGAUUCUCCUCCCAGACUACUCUUCUGGCUCUAUCCCUAAAAAUUAAUAUACGUAUAUAAAUAUUUUGUGUAAAUGUGCAUUUUGUUUCUCCUUAGAUUAUAAAGAUGGGAAUCCUGUAGCAUUGUAAUUAUUUUGAGAGGCGUUUUUCACUUAAUGUCGUGUUAUUUUUCAAGAAAAAUAAAAAAUGUCAAACACU
Messenger RNA from Nothobranchius furzeri (turquoise killifish), 5342 nucleotides. It is a transcript of the gene kdm2ab, whose product is annotated as lysine (K)-specific demethylase 2Ab. Gene Ontology annotation, molecular function: protein binding; histone demethylase activity; transcription coregulator activity. NCBI's taxonomy places the organism in Eukaryota, Metazoa, Chordata, Actinopteri, Cyprinodontiformes, Nothobranchiidae. The record is from RefSeq and is a predicted model, not a curated record. Gene Ontology annotation, biological process: protein demethylation; regulation of transcription by RNA polymerase II.